UAUGACUAUUGUCUGUAUACUAUAUCUUGUUUCUAUAGCGGAAGGGAUUGUAACCUUGUUUACUUUUUGUAGAGGGUGGUAAUAAUUUUUAUUUGAAUUCACUGGAAUAUAUUCCCAGUAAAAAUGAUAAACAAAAAUUUUUGAAACAAAUUCUUCUAGGGACAGGGGGAAAAUAAUAAAGUGGUAUGUCUAAGCUUGAAAUAAAGUAUCACGUUAGAAAGCUAAAAGACAUGGCAGAACGCUUGUCUGGUGUGACAGUUGUGAUCUUCAUAGCUUUCGGUGUUCUGACAUUUAUUCUGUUGUUUAUAUUCGCUAAAAGACAGAUAAUGAGGUUUGCUCUCCGCUCAAGACGUGGACCCCAUGCACCUAUUGGACACGAAGCUAAAAAGCAUUUAAAGAGAGAAUUGGAGAGAAUGAUUGAUGUAAUACCACGUAUUGUUUAUGAGCCACCACUUUGGUCUGAAGAGGAUUCUCGCUAUAUUCUCCAGCCUGGGACGCAACUUCCUCCACACUACUUCAGAAUGAAAGCAGUUGAUGAUGUGAAAAUGUUAGAACAGGAAAUCGCAAAGCAAGACAGUUGUUUGGUUCGCCACCCUUCAGAGAAUCUCAGGUCGUACCUGCUGACGAUGCUCGCAGUGCCGCUUAAUGGUUUGGGUCAGAAGCUGGUGCAUCAGUUUUGUGACCUAUACGAACAUGCCCGGCACGACCCCAGCGACUUUGGGGAUGAAGAGUACCAGAUGUAUUCAAAGCUCUUACUGAAGUUGUUAGAUGCGUCGAGGAUGAUAAAGUCGUAUCCCAACAGCCGCAAAUCCAGCCCUGUUCGCACACCACAGAAAAGGAGUCAAGACAAGUACAGAGCUGUGCUGGAAUCAAAACUAAAGCCAGCCGACAAGAAGUGCAGCGAUGAGGAGAUGAUGCCGGCUGGCGACAAAGACAGACCGUCUUCUUUGACGGUGGCAGAGUCGACUAAGAACAGCGAGACUUCAGUCUGACAAAAGCUGCAUUCUCUGAACAGCUCAGAACAAGUGCAGGAUAAAGCUAUGACAGGACUGUGAAGAGAAACGGACAAUACUGUUUAUGUGUGUGUACUGUGCGUCCUGUAGCACAUGCAGAUUUUGACAGUGUAGUCUGUCAUUUUGAGAUAUUAUGCUGUUACCUUUUACAUUCACUCAUUAGUUUAUUACCUUCAAAUGAAUAAAAGACAAAUUUAUCAUGUUCUAUUUAAAGUACUUGUUACUGUGGUUCAUUACACUAGAACACAUUCAACACAAGGACAAUUAAUUACUAGUUGAUGUUCAGCUGAUUAUGUGACUAUGUAUUAUGUGACUGAAGUGAAUCUAGUCUGCCUUUUGUUUUCAUUAGUGAUGUUUGUGUGUUAGAAGUUAAUGUGUACAUAAAUGAUGUAAGGUAGUUGUUAACUGGACUUGGAUAAUGAAGGUCACAAGUAUUUUAAAAGGGUGCCUAAAUAAUUAAUUGAUGUGUAGAAUGUAGCUUUAACUGUGAAGAUAUUUUAUAGCAUAAUUAUAAACUAUGAAAAAAGUAUAUUAGUGAUGUUGGCCUGAAAAAAGUUACAGCUUUUUUUUGUUUCAAAAUGCUACAAACAUGUUCUCAUAUGGUAUUGAACAAUUGAAGUCAACAUUUAAUUGCUGAAAUAAUUAACGAGUAAGCAUGGAAGAAACAAAAGCAGACUGUUGUACAUACAGGCAGCCGGCAGUCGCCUCCCGUCUUCUCCCUCCUCUCUAUGACCUAUUAUUAAUGACAACUCACCCUGCCACUUCUGCAAGAGACUAGUAUUCAGUUACCUCCCUUAACCACCACUCCUGCUAGUUCUGCCAGCCCGUAAACCUUACCGUAGUUCUCCGCAAAUGGUCGUGAAAACUUAGAAAGGAAAAAGAAUUGCUGUACUAUAUUGUGCAUAACAUGGUUUCUGGUUUUCUAUUCCAGUUUGUUGUGUGUCCAAGUACACAUUUUUACUAAACUGCAAUGUGCUGCACCAUGGGUAAUCAGCAGCUUCUUUGUUUUCAUUUCUCCUCGUGCAUUGCAUUAAGUUAUAAUGGCAGUAACCUCUAGCACAAAACAGUUAUGUCUUCCAUUUAUGGUCAGUGGUUGGAAAGGGCUAAGUGAAUAAUUUUUUUUUCUUUUUUUAGGCAGAGAGUGCAUUUUUUUCACGUAAGCCCUAAAAGGUUUGUGCAGAAAUAUUUACAUGUGUAUGCAAGUUGAUGUGAUAUCAAUCUUUUUUUUGUAUCAUACUCACUCCGCUUUAUGAUUUCUCGAUGCCAAGUCAAGAUCUUUUUUUUUUUUUUAGAUUAAAAAUGUUUGCUACUUUUUUUUUAGCCAUAAAAAAAGUAUCAUUUCAGGUAUUCCCCCCCCCCCCUUCCCCCCAAAUGCUGGUUACCCACCAGCAAUGAAACUAUUGUCAAUAAAUUUGAAUGUUGCAGUGUUUUAUUAUUUAAAUAAAUGCUAAAUUCCGUUGUCUCUCAGCAUACAUAUUAUGUUUUUACAGAGAAUGUACCUAAUUGUUGUUUAAAAUACUGAUUUCUGUUGUUAAUUUAUGUAACAUAUCACAAGCAGAAAAUACAUUUUCCAGUAUUUUA
Messenger RNA from Bacillus rossius redtenbacheri, 2594 nucleotides. Its product is annotated as protein C1orf43 homolog. NCBI's taxonomy places the organism in Eukaryota, Metazoa, Arthropoda, Insecta, Phasmatodea, Bacillidae. Bases 186 to 992 code for a protein of 268 amino acids. The transcript is spliced from 4 exons. The record is from RefSeq and is a predicted model, not a curated record.